Messenger RNA from Salvelinus namaycush (lake trout), 798 nucleotides. Its product is annotated as tumor necrosis factor-inducible gene 6 protein-like. The record is from RefSeq and is a predicted model, not a curated record. The transcript is spliced from 6 exons. Gene Ontology annotation, biological process: cell adhesion; negative regulation of inflammatory response. NCBI's taxonomy places the organism in Eukaryota, Metazoa, Chordata, Actinopteri, Salmoniformes, Salmonidae. Gene Ontology annotation, molecular function: hyaluronic acid binding. The coding region runs from base 1 to 798 and encodes 265 amino acids.
AUGCGAGUCUUCGCUAUCAUCUGGGCCAUUGGGUUCCUCUUGAAGGAAGCGCAAGCCUGGGGCUUCAGAAAUGGAAUAUUUCAUAACUCCAUAUGGCUGGAGCAAGCCGCCGGAGUCUACCACAGGGAAUCGCGUAAAGGGAGAUACCAGCUGACUUAUAAGGAAGCCAAGGCCGUGUGCAAAUACGAAGGAGGGACACUGGCCACUUACGAUCAACUGGAGGCUGCUCGUCAGAUAGGUUUACAUGUGUGUGCGGCUGGAUGGUAUGACAAAGGACGUGUGGGCUACCCUAUCGUCAAAGCCGGUGCCAACUGUGGUUUCGGCAGGGUUGGCGUCAUCAACUAUGGGUACAGGUUGAACAAGAGUGAGAGAUGGGACGUCUACUGCUACAACCCCAACUCGAAGGAGUGUGGAGGUACUCUGACAGAUCAGCAAAGGAUCAUCCAGUCACCCGGUUACCCAGAGGAGUACCAGGAUGAGCAGAUCUGCUACUGGCACAUCCGCGUGCGCUACGGACAGAGGAUACGCCUGCACUUCCUGGAGUUCGACGUGGAGGAGGACACGGCCUGUCUAGCAGACUACCUGGAGAUCUAUGACAGUUAUGACGACAUCUCUGGCUUUGCCGGGAGGUACUGUGGAGAUUAUUUACCAGAUGACCUCAUAAGCACAGGGAAUGUGAUGACACUAAAGUUCCUGUCCGAUGCAUCUGUAGUCGCAGGAGGCUUCCAGAUGGAGUACAUUGCUGUGAACGCUUCUCUCCUCCACUUCCAGAAUGACACCAGCUGUUGUUUCACCUGA